Rhipicephalus sanguineus (brown dog tick) is the source of this 855-nucleotide messenger RNA. RefSeq names its product period circadian protein-like. Gene Ontology annotation, cellular component: nucleus; cytoplasm. The coding region runs from base 393 to 818 and encodes 141 amino acids. The transcript has 6 exons. Gene Ontology annotation, molecular function: transcription corepressor binding; transcription cis-regulatory region binding. Gene Ontology annotation, biological process: circadian regulation of gene expression; entrainment of circadian clock by photoperiod; negative regulation of transcription by RNA polymerase II. The record is from RefSeq and is a predicted model, not a curated record. NCBI's taxonomy places the organism in Eukaryota, Metazoa, Arthropoda, Arachnida, Ixodida, Ixodidae.
GGUAAGCGCCCGGCGACUGGGCUGCGCGCGAAAGGGAGGAGCGCUCAGAGAGGAGCGGGAGCUUGGCCGGUGUGCGCGCGUGGAAAAAAGUUUGGCCGCCUGCGACACGGGCCCCCACCACGGGAUGUACCCCGACGACGCCGCAGCAGGGAUGAGCUUGGGCAGUUUCUUGGAUUUUUGUGUGUCGAAUCCGGCGCGAGAGCCCGUGUCUUCCCGUCUGCGUCCGGCCCCAGUGUUGAGCCUUCGUCCGGCGUGAGCCCCCAACGCUGUAAGAGGCCCGCGCGAUAAUCGCGACGUCCACGGAGGAGCCGGCCCGGGAGGACCGGGCGCCAGCGGGCGGAGCCGUCCUCCUCGGUGGGGCCAGCCCACCCUCCGCCCCCAGCAAGCGGAACAUGAAGUCGCUGAUGCCCGACGUGUACCCCGACCAGCUAAGGGAGCUCAACCCGCUCAUCUGCUACGUGCAGUGCCUGCGCGAUCAUGCUGACGACACCUCCAACGCGAGCAAAAAGGCCCACAUCCGAUCCAGCGCUUUCAAACACUUGAAGAAUGAAAGUUGUGUCAAAAAUGGGGAAGGAUUUGCCAUUGCCGUGUCCCUUCAAGACGGAACAAUCAUCUACGUAUCUGGCUCCAUCACUUCUCACCUUGGCUAUUCAAAGGAUAUGCUUCUCGGUCAAUGCAUAAUGAACUUCCUGUACCCCCGUGACCGCAUCACCUUCGCCAAUCACCUAAGUCACGGCCUCAACUCUUGGUUCAACGAGGAUGCGAAAGGUAUUUGCCACAACCGAAGCCAGAGCACCUUCCUAUGCAGAUUCAGGUAAUCAUAGCGUUAGCACAUGAAUGUUUGACAUUUUCUCG